Colletotrichum navitas is the source of this 1372-nucleotide messenger RNA. RefSeq names its product putative peptidase family-domain-containing protein. The coding region runs from base 395 to 1372 and encodes 325 amino acids. Gene Ontology annotation, cellular component: cytoplasm. The transcript has 6 exons. NCBI's taxonomy places the organism in Eukaryota, Fungi, Ascomycota, Sordariomycetes, Glomerellales, Glomerellaceae. The record is from RefSeq and is a predicted model, not a curated record.
CAUAGUCUCGGAUGCCGUGGCGGCCUGGCCGAGGGUUUGUCGCUUUGCAAUCAAUGAUUCCGGAACAGGUGCGGUCUGACCCGGGGUUUAGGUCCCGGGGGUUAAACAGACCCGGGUCCGGUAGCGCGGGGAGCCAAUCAUGGCCGAGGCUGCUUAGCAUAAGCCCGGAUUGCUGAGAGGUUCAUCUUGCCUACCUUACAUAGACAUCCAGAGAAAGAAUGGAAUAGAGUCUUAGUUUAUGGGCAUAAAUAGGAGAUGGAGUCCCUGGUGGUUACUGCAUGCAUUCUGGUCUUGCGAUUUCGUCUCACGUCGUCCUUUGAUCGUCUGUGAAGUAAGUGAGUGGUCACUGCUGUCAGUAUAUCGCAUCUCAAAGCUCUGAAAAGCCACUUGGACCAUGUACAUUCCCUACGACAAGACGGAAAGCCUCGAACAGCACUCGAUCGCUCAGAUGCCCAAUCUCAGCAGCAUGUGGCUCAACAUUGACAACUCCGAACAAAGCAAGACGGUGCAUCAGCCCGUCGGAGACAACCGCACUAAGAUCGUCGCCGUGCUAUCUCCUGGGCGCAACGUUCUGACCAUUGCCCGCUCCUCUAGUACGGGUAAGAUUGGACCUGACCCACGCCCCCCUCAUCCAGGCACCGCCUCUCCACCUCGCCAUCGUGGUCCCAAAAGACAGCCCCCUGCUCAUCGACUACCCGCCCGCCGCUCGUUCCGGCUGGAGGAGGAGUGGACCGCCGACACGACGAGCUGCGGGUUCCUCGACGGUCUACACGAAGCCGCUCUCUUCGAAAGCAGGGAGAUGCGCUCGUCCGCCAGGGUCCACGUCGUCCGGUCCGACAAGACGACGGCGCAGAUCCGGGACGCCGAGGUCGCGCGGCAGAACGAGUCGGCCCAGUAUAUGGACAAGCUCUUUGACUCCCUCCACGAGGCCCUCGCCGCUCACGGGGUACCCUUCGACGCCUCGUCGCGCCCCAUCGUGGCCGGUCUGGUUAUCGACUCGCACUUCUCGGCCAACCAGAACCUCGCGCUGGGCUACGCAGCGCUCGAGAAAGGGAACGGGGCCAACGACGACGGCGACGAUGACUUCUGGGCCUGGGCACGCGUCAACUGCGGUCCGAGGGUGGAGAGGUGGAAUGUAGGCGAAGCGCACGUGUAUGGCGGCCACGCGUCUGAGGAGGUCCAUGUCCUGGAGGGCGAGGAGAUUGUCAGGGUUGAGGUGGCGAGGGACGACGAACCGCAAGCAUACGAGCGCAUCGUCAGGUUUUCGGACCGCAGCUGUUGGGGCCAAAACUGCGACGGCCUGGUCGAGUUCGGAAUCACCACGGCGCCCAAGGGCUUUGAGCUCCCCGACGCGCCGGAGGAGAUCGAGUAA